AUGUCUUCCAAACGCCGAAGCGCCAACUCAUCAAUACUCGCGCAGCCAUCGCCCGACCGCCCUGCCAAGAAGCUCAAGACAGUCUCUUCUGAGGCCGAUUCGCUGUCACCUCGCAAGACCCAGUUGGAACACGGGGCUCAAAUGAAGGCGGGGAGGUCAACACCACCUACGUCGCCAGCUUCGACUCUCGCUAGCAUGGGUUCACCGCUCCUUACUAGCUCACAAGAGACUGCUGAUGCUCCCUGGUCUCCAAGAACGUGUACGCCGCGUCCGGUACCUGUCAGCUCGCGUCCCGACGUCCCCAAAUGGUUCUCGGAGUGUUUUGAGUCGGACGGCUACAACACAGACGAAUUGAUCUUGAUUGGCCCUCCUCCGCCUUCACAGCGACGACGUACUUCAAUACUUUCGCAGAGUAGCUCACCGGGGUUCUCUGUUAUCGUACAAUCUGCUGGUGUGGCUCUUAACUCCGAGUGGUUAGAUGUUGACUGGCCUCCUGAAGUCACGCGUUUGAACGUCCAGUCUAAUCCUCUGGGUUUGAAGUUUCCUACGUUGAGUACAGGGAUUCGUGGUGACCAAGGGUGUGGCUGCGAGCCUCUAGCGGACGGUAGUGCUGAGAGGUCGACGACCAGGCUUCGCAAAUUACAGCGUUCAGGAGCAAAUGCUGCUCUGCACCGUGGUCAAACCCUCUACGGUAAACCCAAGCCGACCGGCAGCCAGGGCGAGGAGGUCCCGCUGCGCCACCGUCCAGUAUUGAUGGCGCAUGAGAUCCAGGCGGCUAUUGAGCUCAAGGGGGGUGCGCAUACAUCCCACGACGGCUGUGACCGCGGAGAAGACGACGAACAACUUCUUAAAGACGUCGAUGCGGCGACUUUAGCUGCGCGAGGGUUCAACGAGGACGAGGAGGACGUUGACAUCGAAUCUGACGAGAUGAACAGCGAGACGGCGCCUAAUCGAGACGUCGCGGAGGAUGUGGGGAACCCCACAGGUGAACACCAGUCACCAUCUCGCGAAGAGGAUAGUCAAGAAGAUCUUAGCAUCUCUACAGCAAUGGGGACGGUCAUCACAAGUCGCGGCACAUUUGAUAUGUCAUUGGCAAAUGACGUGUGGUCGGACGAGAACGACGAAGACCCCGACAGUAGUGAGGAGACCCGCACUCUUGACCAGGACGCGAGUGCUGAGCUUGGUGGCUCCACGCCAAAAGCAAAGGGUACACGAAACUCGACUGAUAGCUCGUCUCAAAGCGGGACAUACACGGCAAACAAGAGGAUCCGCGCAAAGAAACGCAUGCAGCUAUUAGAGAAGGAGCUCCAAGACAUAGAAGCCAAGCAAUCCCUAGGCGGCAAUGAGAUGAUAGGGCUCUUGAUGUUUAUGCGUGAAGAGUCGAAUCGCCGAGCGGGUCUUGAAGACAAACACAGACGAGAAGACAGAGAGGAGCGCUUAGCUGUCGAAAAAGCAGAGCGCGAGGAGCGCGAGAGGAUUUGA
Molecule: messenger RNA, 1482 nt
Organism: Phytophthora infestans T30-4
Lineage: Eukaryota; Oomycota; Peronosporomycetes; Peronosporales; Peronosporaceae
Exons: 6
Coding region: 1-1482 (493 amino acids)
Source: RefSeq, a predicted model, not a curated record